Messenger RNA from Salvelinus fontinalis (brook trout), 785 nucleotides. RefSeq names its product tetratricopeptide repeat domain 32 (gene ttc32). The transcript is spliced from 3 exons. Bases 85 to 495 code for a protein of 136 amino acids. Gene Ontology annotation, molecular function: protein binding. Lineage: Eukaryota; Metazoa; Chordata; Actinopteri; Salmoniformes; Salmonidae. The record is from RefSeq and is a predicted model, not a curated record.
CAACACGCACCAAGCUCUUACCUCAUUUCCGGUAAGAGUUGCUGAAGCGGAAAACAGACUUCCAUCAAACAUUUUAUGCAUUAAAUGGAACAAGACAGCUGUCAAACUCUUGAACGCGCCAAUGUUGAGUUUAAAAAACGUAAUUUCAAGAAGGCAGAAGAACUAUAUACAAAUUUCCUCGCAUCAUGCUGGAAAACAAGAAAUUGUGAUGCCAGUGACCUUGCUACUGCUCACAACAACCGUGGGCAGAUAAAGUACUUCAGGGUGGAUUUUCGUGAGGCAAUGGAGGACUACACUUCUGCAAUUGAGGCCAGCUGCCAGUUCGAAGUAUCAUUCUACAACAGAGGACUAAUACGUUAUAGAUUAGGUUUUUUCCAAGACGCAGAGAUGGACUUCAAGAGGGCUCUAGAACUCAACCCUAACUUUGAAGAUGCCAAAGUGAGCUUACAGCAAACACUGUUGGACCAAGAGCACAAGAUCAAUAGGGGAUAUUGAGAAUGUAUUAGCUUUUCCCCUUAGCUACACUCUAAUGACAAGAAAUAUCAACAAAGUAAUUGCCAGUAUGUUUGCAAUUUGUAUAAGCACAAAAAUGUGUCCAUCUAUGAUGUUGCUUAUGUUUUAAGAAUGUUUUUGGGGAUAAGGUCAAUUAUUAGAUUAUGGUAAAUCUAAAGUGUAGAUUCACAACAUACCCUUCCUUAUCUAAGAAUUUAACUCCAGUGUUUGACAACUCUGAUGCACUCAUACUAAUAAAUAAUGCUGUAAUGUAUGCAGCACAUGUUUUUUAA